AUGAGAAACAUUGACCCUUUUGCUCCCCCAAAGGCCAAGAAGAAGUCUCCGAAGAAACCGGCGGUCCCCAAGUUGAAGCCCAAGCCCAAGCCCAAGCCCAAGCCCAAGGACGCAGACGCCCUGACGGUCCAUUCGGUAGACACGGUUAGGAGCGACCAUACCGUGACUCCCGUGGUACAUAGACACGACAUUGAGAUAACCAUAGGCACAUCUACCACGUGGUCUGGCACUACUACUCCGUCAUCGGCAUCAGUACACUCGAAUAUGACGACCCCAACGCUGUCACGACUCAGCACUAUCGACAAGAAAAAAGACGACCCCGUCCACAUCACCAUGACAUCGUCGCCCUCGCACUUUGCGGCUCAACCGCAAGCCAUCGGCACCGUGGUAGCUCUCUACGACUUUCACUCCGACAGACCUCACUCGCUGCCGUUCAAAAAGGGAGACACCAUCCAGGUGCUGCUCAAACUCGACUCCGGAUGGUGGGACGGAGUCCACACAGCCUCAGGAAAACGAGGCUGGUUCCCAAGCAAUUACACAAAGACCGUCGAGCAGUCGCCCUCACAGCCAACCACGCCAAAGAAGGAAAAGAAGGACAAAAAUGAUACCACGCGUGACCUGAGAUCGUCGCUCUCGGCCUUCUCCAUGAGCCAGGACAGACAGAGCAGCGCGUCGCCACGCCGCCCGGCCAGCAGCUCGGCAGGAAACGCAAUCCCAGACGAACAAGGAGCUCCACCGUCACGUGAUACCACCCGAGACCCCAUGCUGCGUGACACGACCUCGCGCGACCCGCUAUCACGUGACUCGCUGCAGGCUCUCAACUACCAGAACACGCUCAACAACUUAUCACCGGCACACACCCGCUCCGGCACGUCGACGCCGGCGUCGGAUUAUGAGGUUGGACUGGCCAACUCAGUGACGGGCCAGCGCAAGGGUUCCGUCGUCAGUUACUCGUCCACCUCUGGUCGAUCCCUGUCUCCGGUGAUUGACUCACUCGAUUCGGCGCAAUCAACGGGCUCGGUGUCCAUCAACUCGUUGGAUCCCGCACAAGGAGUGUUGGUGACGGAGUUGCCUGAGGCGUCUCCAGCCAACCCGGCAAGCUACUGGAUCCCCCAGACAUCGUCCUGUGGCCAGCUGUACUGGACAGAACCAGUUUCAGGGAUGUACAUGACGUCGUUACCGUUUCAAAAAGUCACUGAUCCUAGUGAUCCUGGCCCCACAGAGUUGACCGUGGCGGUGCCCAGAGUAAUGGCGCCUCCACGGCAGGUGGUGGAAAGUGCACGUGCUCUGGAAACCGUUACGGAUUCCGUGCCGGUGCCUGCUCCGCGACUAGACUCGACCGAGUCGGCAGCAUCUGCAUCUGAAGCAAACCUCGUUCGUCUGCGUGCCAUUGAGGGCUACGAGCUCGUGCAUCCCGGCACAUGGGAAUCGCUGGAGCAGCUCAUGGACACUUUUAUUGAGGAGCAGACGUUUGACGCCUUGUGUAGCAUUUUGGCACUGCUUCAUCUAUGUAGUGACAAGGCUUUGAACAUGCUCUUCCGCCAACUUCAGACCUCGGUGGGUCAGCGAACGAUCGGGAUGUUUGCUGGAGAUGGUGAGGGCCCGACCGAGGCAGAUGCCGAGGAGAUUCUGCGGCUUCAGGAGCAGCUGAGUGAGUUUUUGACCGAAACUCGUAUCAUUGCUGGCAACAAAGACCUCGAGACAUUCAUUAAGCCGUUUGGCGCGUCGAUUGAGACCCAGCCUCCGGCCGUGCAGUCGCAAGCCGCUAAGGACUCGCAGAUUCUAGGCCUGCUACAUCAGAAGCGGGGCAUGAUUCUGUCACUGUUGACACAGCUGAGUCAGCAACCGCACGGCGAGAUUGACGAUUCCGUUGUGCUACUGCGAGCUGUGAAGCAGGCGCUCGUGAACACCACUGAGUCUGUUUUCGCUGUGCUGGAGUCCAUAGAUCUCGGGCCCCUGUCUAAAACCAACAAUAAGCACGUGCUCAUUGAUUUUCUGGAGUUCAAACAGCAACUGUAUGAGAAUUUGAGUGCGGGCAGCUAUUCAAAGAUCCCCCACACUAUGGAUCAGGCCAUUUCAGCCACUCUGGCGCUGCAAGAGGAGCGGGAAGCGCUGCACAACUUUUCGUCGCGUAUGAUGACCGAGCCUUCUUCGUCAACCAUGGUCGACGGCUCUCCUGCCCUAGGCCAUGUCAUUCCUCCACCUUCCACGUAUUCGCGCCAGUCGUCUACACGAUCGGCUUCUUCUUUGCCCUGGUUCAUUCAGGCUGAGUAUGAUAGUGGUUUGAUUCUGGAUGACAAGAACAAUGUGCGAGCUGGCUCGAUAAUCGCCCUUGUAGAGCGGCUCACGCACCACGAUUCACUCGACAGCAAUUUCAACUCUACCAUGCUGCUGACAUUCCGAACGUUCAUGACACCCCAUAUGCUUCUGGAGCUGCUGAUCCAGCGGUUCACCAUCCAGCCCCCCGAGGGUCUCACUGCUGAAGAGUUUGACUUGUGGGAGAGUAAGAAGCAGCGACCUAUCAGGAUCCGUGUCUACAAUAUUUUGAAAAACUGGCUGGAACACAAUUGGCUGGAGCCUAUUUCACCCGUGACACAUGAUCUGCUUGGUCAGAUUGAGACAUUUGUGUUGCAGAUGGUGAGUCAGAACUUCCCCGGUGCCAAGCAGCUGUUGACAUCCAUUCAGGUGCGCCAGAAGGGCGAGGAGCUCAAGAAACGCAUGAUCCAGAACCCUGCUCCCACGCCUUCUCCGAUCAUUUCUCGAAACUUUAAGCGACAAAAGCUGCAGGACCUGGACUCUGUGGAACUCUGCCGCCAGCUUACAAUACGGGAGUCCCGUCUCUUUUGUGCCAUCUCUCCCAUUGAGUGUCUUAACAAGGAGUGGAACAGCAAGCGUGGCACCUCUGGCGGAGGAGAGCCGUCGAACAUUCGAAAAUUCAUCCAGAACUCCAACUGCUUAACCAACUGGGUGGCAGCCUGCAUUCUGGCUGAGAAGGAUACCAAAAAGCGAGCUUCUGUCAUCAAGUACUUUGUGCAAGUGAGUGAACAGUGUCGGCAGAUCAACAAUUUCAGUUCAAUGACAGCUAUCAUUUCUGCACUUUACUCGUCGACGAUCCACCGGCUGAAAAAAUCGUGGGAGCUGGUUUCUGCUAGAACUAUGGCAUCUCUGGAGAACAUGAACAAGCUCAUGAACUCCACUCGAAACUUCAACGAGUACCGGGACAUGUUGCAUUUGGUGAACCCACCCAUCAUUCCGUUUUUCGGCGUUUAUCUGACGGACUUGACGUUUGUGGCAGACGGUAAUCCCGACUUUAUAAAGGGUGAGCCCAAGCUGAUCAACUUCAGCAAGCGAACCAAGACGGCAGAGAUUGUGCGGGAGAUUCAGCAGUACCAGAGCAUUCCAUACUCGUUCCAGGAGCUACCGGAGGUGCAGCAGCGAGUGGCUGCUCGAUUCAAGGAGGCUCCGAGCAUCGACGACCAGUACGAGACGUCGUUGGCACUGGAGCCUCGAGACAAGCAGCCCUCGAACGAUAAGAUGGCCAAGAUUCUCCAAGAGAACGGAUUCUUGUAA
This is a messenger RNA of Yarrowia lipolytica CLIB122, 3570 nucleotides long. RefSeq lists its product as uncharacterized. Lineage: Eukaryota; Fungi; Ascomycota; Dipodascomycetes; Dipodascales. Gene Ontology annotation, biological process: Ras protein signal transduction; positive regulation of GTPase activity. The record is from RefSeq and is a predicted model, not a curated record. Gene Ontology annotation, molecular function: guanyl-nucleotide exchange factor activity; protein binding. Gene Ontology annotation, cellular component: plasma membrane.